AUGUUUCAUAUCAAACAACUACAAAGAACGACAUCCAAUUCACCAUCAAAACCUGCAUAUAAUCGUCGUCGAACGUAUGAAGGUUUAGAUGAAGAACCAAUGAUGGAUGUUGAUGAAGCUGAAGAUUAUGACAAUAAUGAAUUUACUGGAUGUGACAACAACAUGAAUUCAACAUCAGGAAUUUCGAAACGAAUGAAACAAUCACCACGAGUAUACAAAUGA
This is a messenger RNA of Adineta ricciae, 222 nucleotides long. Lineage: Eukaryota; Metazoa; Rotifera; Eurotatoria; Adinetida; Adinetidae. The record is from the annotation of a GenBank genome assembly.